Molecule: messenger RNA, 1999 nt
Organism: Anastrepha obliqua
Lineage: Eukaryota; Metazoa; Arthropoda; Insecta; Diptera; Tephritidae
Exons: 2
Coding region: 164-1999 (611 amino acids)
Molecular function (GO): nucleic acid binding; zinc ion binding
Source: RefSeq, a predicted model, not a curated record
AAAGCAGUUAAAACCGCAACCUAUAUUUACGGCUAAAAAUUAACUUGCACCGUUUUCUAUUUACUAACUUUUUCAACGGUUUCCGUGUACAUAGAACCGUGUCUAUAAAUUCGUGUGCUAUCGAUAUAACCGGGCAGUUAAUUUUAAAAGUCCAACGUUCAACAUGUCGUUCAGUCCAGGUAAUGGUACCUUCAUUAGAAGCGAUUCACCACAUACUGUACCAUCGAGUGGGCAACCGUCUUCAGAUCGGGUGUCGUUUUUAAAACUGAAAACAGUGUCAGUCUUUAAUCGACUUGAGCAUACAGCAGCAGAGAUGAACACCGAAAUGCUACAAGGCAUGGAUGAGUACGGGUUGGCAGCAAUCAUGGAAUCAGUGGGAGAUUUGAAAGCAACAUUCACCGCCGCUCACACCAGUUUGGAGGAAAUGGACUUUGAGUCUAUUGCCAGUGACCUGCCCUGCAAAUUCGAUGCUACAUUAGUGAAACUUAAGGCGAACCUGCAACGAGAGAUUGGGAGACGUAGCACAGGUCAGCACUGCUCGACAUUUAGAGCGAACACUGGUGACUCGCAGUCGAUCAUCGUAAAUGCCAAUCGUUCUCGCCUGCCUUUGCUAAUGCUACCUAAAUUUAGUGGCGCGUACACCGAGUGGAGCAACUUUUUCUCGAUGUUCACCUCCGUCAUUGACAACGAUGGCGACCUAACGCAAAGCGAUAAGCUGCAAUACCUGCGUUCCUGCUUGAGUGGUGCUGCUUUGGAUACUAUCCAAUCUUUGGAGAUAAAUGAAACUAAUUAUAAAAAUGCAUUAGAUUUACUCAAAAAACGUUUUGAUAACAAGCGAAUUAUAUUUCAGGCACACAUCAGACAGAUCUUUGGGCUGGACAGGGCAGAUGCAUCCGCAAGCAAGUUGCGGGAGUUGACGGACAAGGUUACAUCACACAUACGCGCGUUGCAGUCGCUUGGAUCACAAGAACAAAUCGCUGACUGCAUCAUAGUUGAACUACUAAUCCAGAAGUUGGACAAGGCUACUCAAUCCAAGUGGGAAGAAAAUUCAUCAAGCAACGAACUGCCGUCGUGGGAUCAGUUAGCUGCAUUUUUGGAAAGGCGGUGUCGUACCCUCGAAAAUGUGGAGCAUGCCAUACAAACCCAAACGGAUCAAGUUGACAGAAACGGUAAAACUGUAAGUACAAAUAAAAGAAAAUCAUUUGUGGUUUCGAAUGCCUCAGUAGGUGGUUGCGCGUUUUGUCGGUGCCCUGAUCAUAGAAUUUACCACUGUCAGCAAUUUUCCACUCUUUCUCCAAAUCUUCGCCAAAAGGAAGCCAAGAAGCUCUCGCUUUGCCUUAACUGUCUAAAGGGUGGCCAUCAAAUGAGAGAUUGCAAAUCUGGACCCUGUAGAGCUUGUCAAUUGAAACACCAUACGCUUUUACAUUUUGACCGCACAUCUUCUGCUUCAACUUCUAUAUCAGGCCCACUCACGCAACCACCCACAUUGAAAUCAAAUACCAUAGCUGCAACAUCAUCUGUCCCUGGCCGUGCCCUCACUUCGAGAUCUCCAUCUGAUGCUGUGCUUCUAGCCACUGCAGUCAUUUUUGUCAAACAUCGUGCUGGUACCUUCGUGCCAUGUCGGGCGCUUUUGGAUUCGGGUUCCCAGCUUCACUUUAUUACAAAUCGUUUUACUAAUCAAUUACAACUUCGUAGGACCAAAUAUUCGGCGGCAGUUUCGGGCAUCGGGGAUGCCAACCUGUCAACUGAAGGCUAUUCGGUCAAUGUCGUACUGAAGUCGCGGACUUCAGAUUUCUCAACGCACAUCACUUCCGUCGUUGUUCAAACAAUCACUGACAAUCAGCCUGGUGUUUCAGACUAUUUUUCGAACUUCUCUGCGUUGGGCAGAUACAAUUGGCGCCCGGAUUUCCGGUUCUUCAAAAAACCUUCCUUAAAUUCGAUGACGCGCGACACCUUAGAGGCACCAGAAAUUCUAAACGGUCUGCACUAUCAACAAUAG